Hevea brasiliensis (rubber tree) is the source of this 1139-nucleotide messenger RNA. RefSeq names its product bidirectional sugar transporter SWEET3. Lineage: Eukaryota; Viridiplantae; Streptophyta; Magnoliopsida; Malpighiales; Euphorbiaceae. Gene Ontology annotation, cellular component: membrane. The record is from RefSeq and is a predicted model, not a curated record. The transcript has 7 exons. Bases 123 to 872 code for a protein of 249 amino acids. Gene Ontology annotation, biological process: carbohydrate transport. Gene Ontology annotation, molecular function: sugar transmembrane transporter activity.
AUAUAUAUCCCCUUGAUGUGCUACACCGUCCACAGAACAUACUGAAUUACUUGUUUAGUGAGAACCUCGAUCUCUUCUCCUCCUCCUUUGGGACCAUUUUCUUUCUUUCUUAGUAAAAAAACAUGGGAGAUAGGCUGCGCUUGGCAGUUGGAGUGAUGGGCAAUGCAGCUUCCUUGUUACUUUACACUGCACCCAUAUUAACUUUCACAAGGGUGGUAAGGAAGAGAAGCACCGAGGAGUUUUCAUGCGUUCCUUACAUCAUUACAUUGUUAAACUGUCUCCUUUACACUUGGUAUGGAUUACCUGUUGUGAGCUACAAAUGGGAAAACUUCCCUCUCGUCACUAUCAAUGGUUUAGGCAUCUUUCUUGAGACUUCUUUCAUUAUCAUAUAUUUUCGCUUCGCUGAAACUAGAGGAAGGAUAAAAGUUGGUGUUAUGUUGCUUCCUGUCCUCCUGUUUUUCUCCAUAACUGCAGCUAUCUCAUCUUUUGCGUUCCACGAUCACCAUAGUCGCAAGGUAUUCACAGGAAGUGUUGGUCUGGUGGGGUCUGUGGGAAUGUAUGGUUCUCCACUAGUGGUUAUGAAGCAAGUAAUACAAACAAAGAGCGUGGAAUUCAUGCCAUUCUACUUAUCAUUUUUUUCAUUCCUGGCAAGUUCUCUGUGGCUAGCUUAUGGACUAUUCAGCCGUGAUAUCUUUCUAGCGUCUCCUAAUUUGCUCGGUACCCCAUUAGGCAUCCUCCAACUUGUGUUGUACUGCAAGUAUAGAAAAAGGGGUGUCAUGGAAAAGCCACAAAAAUGGGAUUUAGAAAAGAAUGAAGACAAACCCAAGCAGUUGCAGCUCGUGGUUAAUGAAGAUAUUAAUGGCAAGAGUUGAAGAACUAGCAGCCUAAUGGGAUUCCUUUUCGGGGAAACUAUAAUUCAUUGCGAAUAAAUUUCAAUGAAGCUAUUGGGAAGGCAGUAAGAGCAGCUGAAUUAAGUUGUAUGAGGAAUUAAGAUAGUUGUAGUUCCAUGAUUUUAAUGAUGUAUGAAGCAUGCUAAUUAAGUAAUAUAAUGUUCUUCUGUAUUGAAUAAAACAUGCAUCAACACAGAGGGUGGAAAAGAAUUUCUCAUUUAAUUUUAAUUUUAAUUCCAUGGAAUGUUA